UCUGUAUUCUUUGCUAUAACGAUUGUUUAAAAUAUUUGUUAUAACGAUUUAUUUAAAAUAAAACAUUUAGAAAAAUGUCUGCGAUGAUAACUGCUGAUUGGUUUCCUUUAGGACGUGACAUAUACUUUCGAAAAUUUGAGCUUUAUCCACUUACUUUUCAAAACGAAGUAAGCAAUACUAAUUUAAUAGCAGCAGCUCCUUAUGGAGGUUCUAUAGCUAUUACCAGACAUCCUAAAAAAUUAGUUAAAGUCCAAGGAACCAAUAAACCUGUAGUAUUGAUUUAUACUUCAGCAGGAAAAAUAACAGCUAAGUUUCAGUGGAAUAGCGGUCAGUUAGUUCACUUAGGUUGGUCGCAACAAGAAGAAUUACUUUGCGUUCAAGAUGAUGGCAUGGUUCUUAUUUACGAUAUGUUUGGAACGUAUCAACAUACUUUUGGCAUGGGAAAUGAAGCAAAAGAUACCAAGGUUAUAGAAGCAAAAUUUUUCACAACUCCGGUUGGUACAGGAGUCGCUGUCUUAACAUCUGCAUACAGAAUUUUUUUAGUAACUAAUGCAUCGGAACCAAAGAUCAGACGAAUAUCUAAUAUACCACGCAUUGGAGGCCCUAUUGAUUGUUGGCUUGUAGUGCAUUAUGACCGAGAAACUCAAAUUAUUUUCUCUAAUGGAGAAGGUAUAUUCUUUUUGCAUCAACCUUAUACUACUACUACAUCGAUACCAUUUAGUAAUCUAUUUAAUAAUAAGAUAAAUAAUGUUUAUGCAAUGGCUGUGUCUCCAAAUAAUCGUCAUAUCGCUCUUUAUGCAGACACUGGUCAUUUGUAUAUUGGUUCAUUUGAUUUUAAAGAGAAAUAUUGUGAAUGUGCUACGCACAUGACAGAACCAUUAUCUUGUAUAGCAUGGUGUGGAACAGAAGCUGUGAUUUGUAGUUGGAAUAGUACAGUGAUGGUUGUUGGAAGAUCAGCUGAAACUAUAGUUUAUACUUAUGAUGGACCAGUAUAUCUUAUUCCAGAAAUUGAUGGAGUACGUGUCUUAUCCAAUUCCUCUCAUGAAAUGAUACAAAAAGUUCCAAAUGUUGUAUUAAAAAUAUUUAGAAUAAAUUCGACAGAUCCUGCAUCAUAUCUGUUGGAAGCAUCUAAACAAUUUCAGAAGAAAAGUCACAAAGCUGACAGCUAUAUUGACUUGGUCAAAGAUAAAUUAGAUUCAGCUAUAAUAGCUUGCAUCGAUGGAGCAAGUCACGAAUUUGAUUUUCAAACACAAAAAUUAUUAAUAAGAGCAGCUAAAUUUGGUAAGGGAUUCAGUAGAACAAUGAAUCCUGAUAAUUAUGUUAGUAUGUGCAGAACAUUGAGGGUAUUGAAUGCAGUAAGACAUCCGUCAAUUGGAAUACCAUUAACAUGUAUACAAUUUAAUAUUUUAACGAGCCAAGUUUUAUUGGACCGAUUGGUAGCAAGAAGACAUUAUUAUUUAAGUAUACAAAUUUCACGUCAUCUUCAACUUCCUGAAAUAGAUGGAGAAAGUAGGAUAUUAGCACAUUGGGCUUGUUACAAGGUCAAACAAACUCGAUUAGAUAAAGAACAAAUAGCGGAAGAAAUAGCUGAUAAAUUGGGAUAUGCUCCUGGUGUGUCAUAUAGUGAAAUAGCAAAAAGGGCAGCAGAUUGUGGUAGAAAGCAAUUAGCUAUUAAAUUGAUAGAUUACGAACCGCGUGCUCAUUUACAAGUACCUUUGUUACUUACACUUGGUGAAGAACGAGCUGCAUUACACAAAGCAGUAGAAAGUGGUAAUACCGAUCUCGUUUAUACUGUUAUACUUCACCUUCGAGAAAAUAUGACACUUGGAGAUUUUCAAAUGUCUAUAAUGCAUUGUCCUUUAGCAAUGGCAUUGUAUAUUAAAUAUUGUCAAAAUCAUAAUCGAGAAACAUUACGAGAUAUUUAUAAUCAGUACGAUGAUUUUCAUUCACAAGCAAUAUGGUUUAUUGCAGAAAGUUAUCAACAAAAGAAUGCACGAGAUACAUUGCUUCAAUCGGCACAAGAAAAUUUUAAAUUAGCACGCAAUGAUACAAAUGCUGCUUUGACAGAAGAACAAAUUAAACUGUUGCGUUAUCAAAAAUCUUUAGAAGAAACAUUACAUGAAACAAUGAUAGGAAAAUCUCUUCACGACACGGUCAAAACAUUAUUACUUCAAAAUGAAUUAAAGCUUGCGGAUAAAUUGAAAUCUGAAUAUCGAAUACCUGAACGCAGAUAUUGGUGGUUAAGAAUACAAUGCCUCGCCGAACAACGUCUUUGGGGUGAAUUAGAAAAAUUAUCAAAGAGUAAAAAAUCUCCAAUUGGUUAUGAGCCAUUUAUUGAUCAGUGCUUAAAGUAUGAUCAAGAACGGGAAGGAAAGAAAUAUUUGCCAAAAGUACAAGAUGAAUUAAAAGUAAAAUAUCUUGUUAAAUUAAAAAUGUUAAACGAAGCAGCCCAAACAGCAGCAGAGCAAAAGGAUGUUUCUGCUCUGACGUUUGUAUUAGCACAAUGUGGUCAGUCGGAAAAGCAAUUAAUAGAUAAAAUCAAUAUGCUUAUUAAAAGUAUCAAAACUUAAAGAUUCCAAUAAAUUUAAACGAUUGUAUUAUAUUUUAUUAUAUAUAUAUAUAUAUAAAAAUUUAUCUGACUGAAAACAUAUUAGACUUAUAAA
Polistes canadensis is the source of this 2663-nucleotide messenger RNA. It is a transcript of the gene Vps16A, whose product is annotated as vacuolar protein sorting-associated protein 16 homolog. Gene Ontology annotation, biological process: endosomal transport; intracellular protein transport; vacuole fusion, non-autophagic. Gene Ontology annotation, molecular function: actin binding. Gene Ontology annotation, cellular component: endosome; cytoplasm; HOPS complex. The record is from RefSeq and is a predicted model, not a curated record. Bases 75 to 2570 code for a protein of 831 amino acids. Lineage: Eukaryota; Metazoa; Arthropoda; Insecta; Hymenoptera; Vespidae. The transcript is spliced from 16 exons.